CUGGGGCGGCCCGUGCCUAUGAACCUCUUCGCUACCUGGGAGAUCGACGGUUCCAGCCCUAGCUGCGUCCCCAGGUUGUGCAGCUUGACAUUAAAGAAACUGGUAGUCUUAAAGGAAUUGGAUAAGGAACUUAUUUCUGGGGUCAUUGCUGUCAAAAUGCAGGGCUCCAAGCGCAUCCUGCGGUCUCACGAGAUUGUGUUGCCCCCGAGCGGACAUGUGGAGACGGAGCUUGCGCUGACCUUCUCGCUGCAGUACCCUCACUUCCUGAAGAGAGAAGGCAACAAGCUUCAAAUCAUGCUGCAGCGGCGGAAGCGGUACAAGAACCGAACCAUUUUAGGCUACAAGACCCUGGCUGUGGGGUCUAUCAACAUGGCUGAGGUCAUGCAGCACCCAACAGAAGGUGGCCAGGUUCUGAGCCUUUUCAGCAACAUCAAAGAGGCUGCAGUGAAGGUAGCAGAAAUCUGGAUCUUCUCCUUGUCAAGUCAGCCAAUUGACCAUGAAGACAGCAGUAUGCAGGCCAGCCAGAAAAUCAAGUCUACAGACAACUAUUCCGAGGAAGAGUACGAGAGCUUCUCUUCUGAGCAGGAGGCCAGUGAUGAUGCCGUACAGGGCCAGGAUUUGGAUGAUGAUGAGUACGAGCUGGGGAAGCCCAAGAAGCAGCGGAGAUCGAUACAACAAAACUUCAAACAGAAGGUUGUGGCAUUGCUGAAGAGGUUUAAAGUGUCUGAUGAGGUUCUGGAUUCAGAGCAGGACCCGGCAGAGCACGUUCCAGAGGUGGAGGAGGACUUGGACCUUCUGUAUGACACGCUGGAUAUAGAGAACCCCAGUGACAGCGGGCCAGAAAUGGAGGAUGAUGACAGUGUCUUGAGCACUCCAAAGCCAAAGUUAAAACCUUAUUUUGAAGGACUGUCACACUCCAGCUCUCAGACAGAAAUUGGUAGCAUCCACAGCAUCAGGAGCCAGAGAGAGCCAUCAAGUCCUCAGGUAGAAGUGCCUGAAAAGACAAAGAGUCUUGGAACCAAACAUGCAGGCGACAGUAUUUCUGACACCGUCUCUUAUGAGUCUAACCAGCAAGCUGAGGUCCAGGAAGCUGAACUUCCCACACCAGAUGUGUUUGUCGAGAAGCUCCCACCCAGCGGGAAGAUCACUAAGACCGAGUCCCUCAUUAUCCCGUCCACCAGCAGGUCUGAAGGGAAGCAGACGGGACGUCGGGGAAGGAGCACGUCUCUGAAGGAGAGGCAGCCAGUGAGGCCGCAGAACGAGAGAGCGAACAGUCUGGACAAUGAACGCUCUCCAGACACCCGGCACCACUUACAGAUCCCCAGGAAAACAGUGUAUGACCAACUAAAUCACAUCCUGGUUUCCGAUGACCAGCUGCCAGAAAACAUUAUUCUUGUCAAUACUUCUGACUGGCAAGGCCAGUACCUAUCAGAUGUCUUGCAAAAGCAUACCUUGCCAGUGGUCUGCACAUGCUCCUCAGCUGAUAUUCAGGCAGCUUUCAGCACUAUUGUCUCCAGGAUACAGAGAUACUGUAACUGCAAUUCGCAGCCUCCAAACCCAAUUAAAAUUGCAGUGGCCGGAGCCCAGAAUUACCUCAGUGCUGUAUUGAGGCUCUUUGUAGAGCAGCUGUCUCACAAAACCCCAGACUGGCUUGGCUACAUGAGAUUUUUGAUCAUCCCUCUAGGCUCUCAUCCAGUGGCCAAGUAUCUGGGGUCUGUAGAUUAUAGAUACAACAACUUCUUCCAAGAUCUAGCCUGGAGAGAUCUGUUCAACAAACUUGAAGCACAGACCACUGUUCCAGAAACGCCUGAUGUUGUCUCCCGGAUAACGCAGUAUAUAGCAGGGGCAAACUGCGCGCACCAGUUGCCCAUUGCUGAAGCAAUGUUGACAUACAAGCAGAAAAGCCCUGACGAAGAAUCUUCGCAGAAGUUCAUUCCCUUUGUCGGGGUGGUGAAGGUUGGAAUAGUGGAACAAUCUUCUGCAACAUCAGGUGACUCUGAUGACGCAGCUCCCUCAAGCUCCAGUGUCCUUUCUUCUACCCCACCUUCUGUGUCUCCUGCUGUGAAAGAAGCCUCCCCCACACCACCUUCCUCACCGUCUGUCACAGGCAGCUUCUCGUCCUCAAGCCAGAGCCUCGGUGCUGAGUUGAUGGGCCUGCAGGUGGAUUACUGGAUCGCAGCUCCACCCGUGGACAGAAAGAGAGACCCGGAGAAGAAGGACCCCUCCACUACCAAAAACACACUGAAAUGCACUUUCCGGUCCCUCCAGGUCAGCAGGUUACCUGCCAGCGGUGAGAUUGCCACCACUCCAACGAUGUCGAUGACCGUCGUGACAAAAGAGAAGAACAAGAAGGUGAUGUUUUUGCCCAAGAAGACAAAAGACAAAGAGGUUGAGUCAAAGAGCCAGUGUAUUGAAGGAAUCAGCAGGUUGAUUUGCACAGCGAAACAUCAGCAGAACAUGCUGCGCGUGCUGAUCGACGGGGUGGAGUGGAACGAUGUCAAGUUCUUUCAGCUGGCAGCACAGUGGUCCUCUCAUGUCAAGCACUUUCCCAUCUGCAUAUUUGGACACUCCAAACCUAACUUCUAGCCGUGCUCGGUGGAGGGACCUUCUGUCCGUCCCAGGGACUGCACACCAGGAGCCAGGAAUUGCGUGCCAACUCUGACUCGUGUCGCUCUGCCCUCUCCUGCAGAAUUAAUUACAGAUGUGCUUGGAUUACUUUUGAAUUACUUUUUUCUAUUAACUCUUAAGUUUACUACAAGGGAAGGAAACCCCUUUAAACAAAGGCAAAAAAACCCAGUCUUAAAUAUAGAUGUGCUGACAACAUGAAGCCGUGGGGGAGUUGGCAGGAGCAGGCAACCUGCCCAAGAACACCUACCACUUACGAGCAGAUAGCUGAAUAACUGCACUGCUUAUUAACCUGAGACCUCAUUGGUGUGAGUGGGCUGGGGGAGCCGUGGAUCAGCUCAAACGGAUUUUGUGGAAGAUCGUGUGCAUUACGGUGCGUUUGGCCCCCUCCCUCUGUAUUUCUAGGAAAAAAAAAGAUGGCCAGUCUUUCUUCCUGCUGCCAAAGAACGAGAGAUCAGCGAGUCUGGAGGGAGUUCAACUGUCUGGUUUGAAAAACAAACCACUUGCAUAGCUAGGGAGGUCUGGAGAGGAGAUCCUCUUCAGAGUGUGGAGUCUGCCAUGGGGACGGGCAGGUGUUUGUGCUGAAGCGAUGCCUGAAGAAGGUUGGGCAGGAACAGGAAUUAGGAAAACACUAGGUGUAAGGAAACUCCAGUGUCCCAGGUCUGUGACAAUGACCAAACCGAGCCAGUCACAAUGUCCCCGCAGCUGGCUGCGCUGCUGAGGGACACCGCGUCAGUGGGGUCGCUGCUAUUUACAUACUCACACCGAUUAUUUACCUGUCAAUAAAACCUCGUCCAGCCUCUAAAGGGAAAGGAUUUUUUUUAACAGCUGCAGAUUUUUUUUAAUGCUUUCUAAAAAAAAAAAAAAAAAAACCACAAAAACAAAAAAUAAGAGGAAAAAAAUAAGUUGCCAAAAAAACAAACCCAGGAAGAUGAGCCGUUGUCUGUGAAGUGAUACAUCACUGUAGUGGCUGGACUGGGAGCCGGCCAGGCGCUCUGCAUGUCCAGCUGCCUUCCCGUCCAUCUGUCAAACUGCACAUGUGAGGUAGCGUGGGCUGCUUUAUCUGCUGCCUUUGUCCUGCCCUGACCGCACUGUGCUCCCCAGAGCCUGCUGCCAUCUCCCUCGUGCACCUCCCCAGGCUGGGUGCAGACUGCCUGGCCUCAGGGCCACUGCAGGAGUGCAUUUUCGCCAUGCCCUUGAACCCCCCAGGACCUCUCCUCAUAGGGACUGAGAGACUGUAGCAAAAAUGAGGGGUGCUGGGGGUAGGCAGCCUCCCACAGGCUGCUCUGUAGAUGGACGUUGUCCUAACCUGCUUUCUGAGUAUUCCUCCCCGCGGGCAUUUCUCUGUGGAUUGCAUCCCUUCCCCAGCAGGAUAUGCUUUCGCCCUGGCACAGCAUUGCCUGUGGGUUGAGGCUUUGCUAGGGGUUUCAGUCCCAAGGUGCAAUGGAAGCUGUAGCUGGGACGUGAGAGAGGAUGAAGCCAGCCAGGUUCUCUGUCUGCCGCGGGCAGCAAGACGCCCUGUGAGAUGGAGGAGUGAGAUUUUUGGUUGUCUCGCACUGUUGGCUUGGCUCCGGCUGCACUUGUGUUCACUUUGUACACCUCACUGCUGCCGGGGAUGCUUGGGGUGCCAGGAUAAGGGGACGCUCUUACAAAGAGACAGUGUGACAAGCUGCAGGUCUGGGUGGCUCCGGGCACUGCAGAUGUGGCCUUUUGCUUUCCAGGUUUCCCGAGGUGUGCCUGGGAGGGACUGGGAGCAGGUGGCAGAUGGGGUUUGGGGAGCAGAGUGUGCUUGCCGUGCGGAAGAACAGACAUCUCUGGCAUUUUAGGGUAAGGGACUGAAGUUUUUGAUGGGGUCCUUUUGGGUCCCACCCUUGUGGGCAGGCCAGGCUCUGUGAGCAUUUCCAGAAGGCACUUUCUGAGGGCAGUGAUGCUUUUG
Gymnogyps californianus (California condor) is the source of this 4561-nucleotide messenger RNA. It is a transcript of the gene PACS2, whose product is annotated as phosphofurin acidic cluster sorting protein 2. Gene Ontology annotation, biological process: protein localization to plasma membrane. Gene Ontology annotation, molecular function: transmembrane transporter binding. The transcript has 24 exons. The record is from RefSeq and is a predicted model, not a curated record. The coding region runs from base 19 to 2586 and encodes 855 amino acids. NCBI's taxonomy places the organism in Eukaryota, Metazoa, Chordata, Aves, Accipitriformes, Cathartidae.